AAAAAAGCGAAGAGCCACACUUACUCUGUUGUCGGAUGGGCUGACAGAACCUUCCCGAGGACACAGCAACUUCCUCAGAUGCCCCCAGAGUCCCUGAGGACAAGGCUUGGGUCACCUUGCAGCCCCGUCACCUGGUCAUCUUCUCAGACCAGACGCUUUUCCUUUGUAUUGUCCCUUAGAGGGUGGCUGGGCUGGCUGCUGCCACCGGACCAUGAGCUGGGACACAUGCAAACCAGCCAAGGGUGAGGCCAAGUGGCCUCCCAGCAGGGCAUUCACACGGGCGAGUCGCCUCCAGGUCCCCUCUCCGUUGUCCUCACCCUUUCUGGUCCCUCCACCAGGAACACGCUGGCCAACAGCUGUGGGACUGGCAUCCGCUCGUCCACCAGCGACCCCAGCCGGAAGCCGCUGGACAGCCGGGUCCUGAACGCUGUGAAACUGUACUGUCAGAACUUCGCCCCCAGCUUCAAGGAGAGCGAGAUGAACGUGAUCGCCGCGGACAUGUGCACCAACGCCCGCCGUGUUCGCAAGCGUUGGCUGCCCAAGAUCAAGUCGAUGCUGCCAGAGGGCGUGGAGAUGUACCGCACGGUCAUGGGCUCCUCGGCGGCCAGUGUGCCCCUUGACCCCGAGUUCCCGCCCGCCGCGGCACAGGUGUUCGAGCAGCGCAUCUAUGCCGAGCGGCGGAGCGACGCGGCCACCAUCGUGGCUCUGAGAACUGACGCCGUGAAUGUUGACCUGAGCACCGCCACCAACCCCGCCUUCGACGCCGGGGAGGAGGUGGAUGGGGCCGGCUCGGUCAUCCAGGAGGUGGCCGCCCCCGAGCCACUGCCCGCCGAUGGCCAGAGCCCCCCACAGCCCUUUGAGCAGGGCGGGGGCAGCCCCAGCAGGCCCCAGACGCCCGCGGCCGCGGCCCGGAGGCCGGAGGGCACCUAUGCAGGGACUUUGUAAGCGGAGCUGGGUGGCUGCGCGAGAGGGACCGAGUACUAGAGCUGCUUGCAUGCGUUACUAAUACAAACAAAUGUGAUCAAGCCACUUACCUACUGAACUGCUACUGUUGCCUGAGAAAAAUGUGAUUUUUAUUCUGCUUGUAUUUAAAAUUGAUGAAGGAAACAAAUGCAUUCAUUAUACUGUAAACAAUUAGGCCACUGGCAGCCUCCUGUGAGGAAGCUCCCAGGGCUCCCUUUUGAUAUUCACAAGGUCAGUCUCCAAGUGUAGCUUCCCUGCCCCUUCUCGGGGAGGGCGGGCCGCCAGGCCCCUGGUGCCCAGCCCUGCCCCUUCCUCCCCGCCCUUCCUGCUCCUUCUGCCCGGAAGGCAAAGCAGGGGCAGUGGCCUGUGGCGGGGGGGGGGGAGGGGGGGGCUGGGGUGUGCGUCACUGACCCUUCCUUCCUUACCCGUGGAACCCAUCUGGGGUAAUGGGGCAGGGCUCAGGCCCCAGGGCCCUAACUCCUUGUUUUUCCUUCUUUCUGAGACUCGGGGCCAGGCCCACCAGGCCUCCCACCUGUGUGGGGUGUGUGCACGAGUGUGUGUGUGUGCGCGUGAGUGCGUGUGCAGGGGAUGUGGCAAGGGGGGCAGUGAUGGCUGUGGCUCACCCUUCAGGGGGUGGAGAAAAGGGUACUUUAUUCUGCCCCCUCACCCCAUCCUUGUUCUGCCCAGUCUGUCUCGGCUCUGCAGCCCCUCGGUCCCCUGACCCCCAGGGCACCGCUGACCCCGCCUGGCCUCCCACUGUCUGCCCGGGCCCACUGUGGGACGUGCACAGCUGAUGGAGCCCACGCCGCCCUCUGCCGCCUCAGCCACUUUGGGAUUAUGCUUGUCUUGUUUUUUUUAGGUUUUGUUGUAAUUUAGAUCUAUUUCAUGUAUGGUUUGGAAACUUUCAGACUCAGUAGAGCAAAAACUUUGGGUGGGAUGGUGUACCUGUCCCCGGCCCAACAGGACUUGGGGCGGGUCAUCUGUGGCAGUCAGGGCGCACCCCCCUGCCCCCCGCCCAGGGCCAGGGACCACUUGUCUCCCACUGGGGGAAAAAGGGGGUCCCGGAUGGGCAACCAGUAUGUGUGAAGCUGAGCUCAGGGUCCGACCUGGGGAGGGGGGCUCCGCUCAGGCAGGAGGCAGCGGCCAGGGCUGGGCCAGGGCGAGAGUGGGUCCUCCCAGUGCUGGGCUCCCCGUCUGGGCUCCCCGUCUGCCUUGGGGGGGUGUGCAUGGAUGGAGGCUGCAGGCAGGAGGUGGCCAAGACAGGUCUGGGCUGGGGCAGUUGGAGGUGUGGGCGCUGGUAGGGGACAGAGGGUUAGGGAUGCAUGUUGGGGGCCAGAGACAGUGGAGGAAAGGCCCAUGGAAGAUGGAGCUGGUAGGUUUUAGGCUGGAGUGCUUCCUUUGAAAUUUAAUUACUAUUUUUUAAGUGGUGGGGGUCACAGACCAUGUGAAGUCCUAUGUGAAGUGCUGGUGUGGCCACCUACCCAGGUGCCUCUCCCUUUUGUUUUGGGGGCCUGGGCCCUUGUCCAGGGGCAGCCCUCCUUCUGAAGUGUGGCCAGAAGAACCCCCCAUCCCAAGACUUGAAAUGUCUGUUGAUCACCUCUGUCCCUCCAGAACUCAGCUUCCCCAUCUGCGUGUGCAAAACAAGUGCAGCGCUGUACCCGUCAGCACACCCUCCCGUGUGCACACAGGCCGGUGAGCGGUGGCCGACCAGCACAGCCCACUCCCCCAACCUCCACAACCCGUCAAGUGGAGGCCGCCCCCGCUAGGGGAGGACCAUGUGCUGCACCCUGGCUUGGGGACCUACAGGGUGUGGGUUAGACGCAUUCCCACUGGGUGACCCCUUUCUGCCCCAGAGCCCGCCCCUAUGGCAAGGCCCUGGGAGACCUCCCGUGGGGCCGCCUCUAUAGACUGCACUCAGCCCCCUGGGCUUCCUCCAGCCAGACCCAGCACGUGCCUGCCCUCUAGAAAACUACGUUGCUUUCCAGAAGGAGGUGGGGGACCAUGGGCAGACACUAUGGACACUAACCUCGGCCCCUCCACCCGUUCCUCAGGGCCCAAGUCCAGGGAGACCAAGGCCUGCAUUCCUAGGGCCGGAGGUGGAUCAGUGGUGCAGAGGCAUGACCUCCUGCUGAACUCAGAACCACCCAGCCUAGAGGGAGCCCCUCUCUGCCUCUUCCUCCCCUGUCUUGGGCCCAGGUGGGGUUGGAGCCCGCAUGGGGCCCACUGGGAACCUGGACCAAACCUUCCUUGGAGCUGGGAGGAAGCGGGGGCAGGUAGGUGAGGUUGAGCUGCACUUCAGUUCCCUCUGGAGUUUCCUGCAUCUGCCCCACACCCAAAUUUGCACUUUAAUUUGACCAUCCCUGGGGGCCUGGCUGCUGACAGAAGGGCUCUCUCCGCCCUCCACUCCAAAGUGGGUGCCCCCCACCCUUGGCCAGGACAGGGAGGGAGCCGCUGGCCACUGCCGGAGGUGGUGGCUGCACAGAGGACGCCUGACUGCUGCUCAGGCCUGCACAAUGUCCCGUGGCCCCUUCCUCACUCGUUUGUAAUCGCCGUCUGUUCUGUUGUUCUGGGUAAGGAAGGCAAGAGCUAUAGGUAAAACUUAAAUAAUAAUAAUUUAAUGUGAAUGGGUUCUGAGCUCUCCCUGCGCCCCGGGCGGGCCAGGCUGAGCAUUUUGCACUAAUGUGUCCCACGGUGGGCGUGAGUCGGGAGUGUCUGCGGACGUGCAUGGCUGCUGAGCGGACCUGCCGUGUGCUCCCUCCGCGUCCUGAAUGUACCGUGGGGCGGGGGCGGCGGCCCGGGCUCGGAGGGGCCUUCCAGAGUGCCUUAGCAUCCUUUGAUCAUUUUUCCCAAGGAAACCAAUUAAGAAAACCGGACCCUUCCCUCCUUUGUUUACAAGAUGACUAAUUCCAGAAUCCGGGGUUGUCCUGUCCUGUGAGUGUGACCCUGACUCAUCCAGACCCUGUAGAGAGAGACGAGCCACUCAGUAUUUAUGAGCUGUCCGCACCUUUAUCCCUAAGCCUGACUAUUAGCAAUACGCAUAUCCUAUAUAGAAUCUAUUACAGAGCUACGUUAUCUCCGCACCUUUUAAGGAGGACAGAAGGGACUGGACUGUGUUGGAGCUGUCGCCUGGCAGGUGGUGGGCCUGAUACCUAGCCACCUCUCCUGCCCUGCCCUCCUCUUCCCCAAGGGGAUGGGCCCAGGAGGCAGCUGGUUUGCAUGCAGAGGUCCAGGAGGGACUGGAGGUGUGACAGAUACUGUGAGCCCGGCAGGCCGCGCCUGGCUGGGUGCCUCGGUACUUGAAUUCUGUCUCGUUUUCCGCACUGUGUCUGCCCACCCGAGUUCUCUGUCGUCACUUAACUUUGCAUUGGAUUUGGUUAUUGUACUUUGCCCCUGAAUGUGGAUGAAGCUGUGGGCGAGAGGCCAGCAGGACCCGCCUGAGUGUCCCGGUGUUGGCGACUGUGGGUCAGGGCUCCUGGAAGGUGGGAGCCGGCUGCCUGGCCUCCUUUCUCCUCCAGGAAGAGUCAUUCUUUGGCAUUUGUGUUUGCCAGGAGGAAGGCGGAUGGUAGGGACAGAGGGCUGGUCGGCCCUCGGGGCUGGAGCCCUCUGAGGGGACUCGAGUGCCUGACCCUGGCCUGUCCUCAUUCGACAGCUGGAGCUGUAAGCACUGGCCCAGUCCCCCUACCCCACCCAGCCAUGUACUGCCUGGGUUCCCCUCAGAAGGGAAAUGUGUAUGGAAACAAGGUGUAUGGCCCAUGAACCAACUGAAAACUCCAAGAAAUCUCUGCCUCUGCCAGCAGCGAGUCCUAGACAGAAUCGAGAACUCGUAGCUGUCCUCAGCUGUAACUACUGUUUCAGAAUGUUGCUGCUGCAUAAAUUUGUCAUGUCAGCCAGCCGGCUCCGGCUCCGUGUACGAGUGUGUGUGUGUGCGUGCGCGCGCGCGUGUCUGUGUCUGUGUGUGCGCGUGCGUGCGUGUCACCACCGGAGCAUUUAGGGCUUGGUACAAGAUGUUUCUAAAAUGGCAAAGGUUUUUCGUGUUUGUUUGUUUUGUUUCUUUGGAAAAAGAAAAAGAAAGGAAAAUUAUGCAGAAUCGAAAGCAUUCAGAUUGGACGACCUGCUCGUAUUCCGAUCAGUCGCUUCCAUUGUUAGCAUCGUACACAUGAUUGUGAUUUUUAUGUCAAAAGAAGCCAAAACUUGCAAUACUAUUUUUAGCAGACAAAAAAAAAAAAAAAAAAGAAAAGAACUAAGUAUAAAAUGUAUAAAUAUUUUUGACUUGAACAUUUGGAUGGCACUGGGUGCAAGUAGAACAUCCAUCCUUCGGACGGAAUGUUUGGAAAAGAGAGACUUUUAAAAAGGAGAUGUUUGUUUUAAAGAGUCUGUUUAGGGGUUAAAAGUACUGUAACUCACGACUGUUAAAAAAUAAAUUUUCCUGUGCUGUAAAGGAAGGUUUCACAGUACCACUGAGUUAGAUUUCAGCCACAGAAGAUGCUUCGCUGUUUUUUUUUUUCUUGUUGUCAUUUUUUUUUUUGUCUUUUUUUUAAGGAGGAAGCCUUUGUUUUGUUUUCCUGAGCCCUCACUCUCUUUUUGUGCUGUUACUCGGUAGAGUCAAGACUGUUACUUUUUAGCCAUGGCUGACAUUGUAUCAAUAACUAAAACUGAAACAUCCAAAAGCGACCAGGGAAACAGAGGGCUACAAGCGUGCUCAGAGCCGUUUCAGACAGUGGAAAUCCAUGGCAAGGAAACAAAAGGAUGUGAUCAUUAAUUGUAAAGCGCUUUGUAAAAUUCACAUUUACAAAAUAAUAAAGUCAGUUCAAACCUAA
Molecule: messenger RNA, 5780 nt
Organism: Piliocolobus tephrosceles (Ugandan red Colobus)
Lineage: Eukaryota; Metazoa; Chordata; Mammalia; Primates; Cercopithecidae
Product: nucleus accumbens-associated protein 2
Exons: 2
Coding region: 478-945 (155 amino acids)
Source: RefSeq, a predicted model, not a curated record